Messenger RNA from Cucumis sativus (cucumber), 929 nucleotides. RefSeq names its product cytochrome c oxidase assembly factor 6. Bases 59 to 367 code for a protein of 102 amino acids. Gene Ontology annotation, cellular component: mitochondrion; respiratory chain complex IV. The record is from RefSeq and is a predicted model, not a curated record. NCBI's taxonomy places the organism in Eukaryota, Viridiplantae, Streptophyta, Magnoliopsida, Cucurbitales, Cucurbitaceae. The transcript is spliced from 3 exons.
CCCCAACCGAUUAUGAAAGAGACCAAGAAACCAUAGCAUCUCCGUCUUCGCAGGAACUAUGGCUUUCGAAGCUGACUCAUCUGGAGGCUCCGAUGAAGUUCAUACCGACGUUCUAUCGGAAUCAAGACAAGCUUGCUACAAGGCUCGCGAUGCUUUUUAUGCUUGUAUGGAGAAGGAAUCUGAUAAAAAACCUACUGAAAUUGCUUCUGUUGGCCUUAUUUACCCUGCCGAGUGUAAAGCUUUGAGAGCUGAUUAUGCCAAACUUUGCAGAGCUUCUUGGGUGAAGCAUUUUGAUAGGAAGUUUUGUCAGAACAGUAGGGUUCAAAGACUCCUAGAUGACAAAGAUUUGAGGAGAGUGGAAGUUUAAAUACUAUGGAUUGAAUUCAAAGAAGGAAUCCAAACUUGGCUUUCUCCAAACAUCUGUCUUUGUUGUUGCAAGAGUAAAGAUUUUAGCAAUCACCAGUUCCUCCAUGGUGUGACUUACAUUAUCAACAGUUUUAAUUUGUUUGGUGUCCUUCAAAGAAAUUGGGAAGAUGUUCUUUUUGAAUGGUUGUCUAGUUGGUGGAUCAAAGUGAAGGCUAGAAUCUUGUGGAGUAGUGCUUGUUUACCUUUCCUCUCAAGCUAUAUGGAAGGAAAGAAAUUGAAGAUUGUUCCCAGAUAAGGUCUCGACUUCCAAUGUUUUUAUCGAAGAUGCACAAUUCACUGUCUCUUGGAGUGCUCUACGCAGUUUUUUUGUAAAACACAACAUGCUCUCAAAUUUUAGAUGGGAGAUCAUUCCUUUUUUAUCCUUCUAUUUUAGGCUUAGGAUCUCUUUUCCCUAAGGCCUUUUGUAUGUUGUUCACUUUAUUUUGUUUAUAAGGUUUCUCCGUUUCUUAUCAAGAGAAAAAAAAAUCUCAACUAAGUGAUAUCUCAUUGACUUGGAAGCUCAA